Messenger RNA from Gavialis gangeticus (Gharial), 3749 nucleotides. RefSeq names its product WD repeat domain 86 (gene WDR86). Gene Ontology annotation, molecular function: protein binding. The transcript has 7 exons. The coding region runs from base 869 to 2056 and encodes 395 amino acids. NCBI's taxonomy places the organism in Eukaryota, Metazoa, Chordata, Crocodylia, Gavialidae. The record is from RefSeq and is a predicted model, not a curated record.
AGCUCGGGGAGGGAAUUAAGCGAGAGAGAAAGACUGGGGUUGGGAUUCCUGCGGGGAUCUUAGCGUGAGGGUUAGAUGAAGCUCUUCAGGCAGGCGCAGCUGAAGGAGCAAGAGCAGGGACAAAAGGCGGCUUGCUGAGCAUGAGGACUGUCCAGCCCCUGCCCCUGGCAGUGCGGGUCCCUGCCCUGCAGCAGCUGCCCCAGGGCCUUUCCCUAAGCCCAGCCUAAAGAUCAGCCUCACAAGCACCCCCCUCAAGACGCACAACACUUCGAGGGGAGGAUUUCAGGGAUUGCUGGCCAGAAGCCAUCUGGCUCCGGCAGCCCUGCAGUUCCCCCCUCCCAGCCUUCCUUGGAGCUGAUCUAAGCCCCUCAGCGAGCUCUUUCCCGGUCCCUUCUCAGGGAAGGAAAUGUGUCUGCCUGACAGUGAGCUUGCUCCGGUUACUCUGGAUUGUUUCCUCCAGAGUUUGUGCCCCCAAGACUUUCCCCGCAACCAUGUGAAGCAGGCGGCUGUCCCUUUGUGCUGGGAGGAAGCCUGGCUUUAAAAAAAGGGACCAAACUUGACUGCUGAGGCCACGGGGACUUCUCAGGGCUCCCCACCAACCCUGAAGACAAGCCUGGGGGGCCUGUUCGGGUGUGAUCUGGCGCCAGCGGUGGGAGACCCUCAGCUUGUGGGGAGCAGAGCCUCUGCCCUUCAUCAUGGGCGGGUUAACAGGAGAGGUCUAGACGACCUGCUGAUUUUUCAGGGCCAGCGAGAUGGCUGAAGUUGGUCUAAGCGACCCUGCUGUAGAUCCCAAGCUCUUUCCUAGAGUAGAGUGGACGCUGAACUGAUCCCCUUCUGGGUUCUCUGCCUUUGCUGUGGGACCAACAGCAUGGGGAACAGUGGCUCAGCGGUGAAGGUCUGCACUGAACACCAAGGAGGCAUCAACUGGCUCAGUUUGAGUCCAGAUGGGCAGCGGCUGCUGACUGGCAGUGAGGAUGGCACUGCACGGCUCUGGAGCACUGCAGACAGCCAGUGCCAUGGCCACUUCCAAGGGCAUGAAAGUUACAUCACCUUUUGCCACUUAGAAAAUGAGGCUGCCUUCACCUGUAGUGCAGAUCAUACAAUUAGGAAAUGGGAUGUGAUGACAGGCCAGUGUCUGGCCAUUUACCGUGGCCACACAUCAAUUGUUAACAGGAUCUUGGUUGCCAAAGACUAUCUCUUUAGUGGCUCCUAUGAUAGGACAGCCCGGUGCUGGAGCGUGGACAAAGAGAAGCAAAUCCAGGAAUUUCGUGGCCAUCGGAACUGUGUCCUGACUCUGGCUCACUACUCUUCCAAGGAUGUUCUAGACGAGUCGGAGGAGGAGGAAGAGAAAAUGAGCACAGACCUCCUGGUGACAGGAAGCACAGACUGCACUGUUAAGGUCUGGUGGGUAUCCAGUGGUCGCUGCUAUCAGACUCUGCUGGGACACACCGGUGCUGUAUUAUGCCUCAUACUUGAUGCGCCAAACAGGGAGCUGUUUUCUGGCAGCACAGAUUACACUAUCCGAACGUGGAAUAUUGUGACUGGCGAGCAGUUAAAAGUGUUCAAGGAGCAUCAAGGAUCAGUUAUUUGCCUAGAGCUAGUGAAUCGGCACUUGUAUUCGGGGAGUGCGGACCGGACAGUGAAGUGCUGGUUAGUAGACACUGGGGAGCGAAUCCAAACGUACAAGGCUCACAAACACAGCGUUAGCACUUUGAAAUACCAUGCUGGGAUCUUGUUUACAGGAAGUGGCGAUGCCUGUGCCCGCGCUUUCAAUUCCAAGACGGGUGUCCUGCAGAAGAUCUUCCGAGGACACAAGUUCAUCAUAAACUGCAUUCAGAUUCACAAUGAAUUAUUAUACACAGCUUCCCACGAUGGCACGCUAAGGAUCUGGGACAUACGAGGAAUCUGCAAGCGGAACAAGAGGCGGCUGAAGAAGGAGAGGUCUGUCCAGGUCAGGAGUUCCCAGAAGGGCAGUCUGUCGCGCCUCUUCAACAACAAAGUUGGCUGCAUGGUGCAGCAGGAGAAUGGAGAGUGCGAGGCCAUUGAGCUGGUGUGACUGCCUGUCUGGCCGUGACCAAAGCUGACGUAUUUCUUUCCUAUGCCACUGGGUGCAGAUGAGCCAGAGCUUGGAAAGGGGGUAGGGCUGGGAGAUGAACUCGCUUGCUGUGGUCGGGCAGGAGCUCAGCUUUUGUGACUGUGAAGCAGACUCCGCUCAGGCUGCCUCUUACUGAUGACUCGCAGCACCUCUCUGUAUCUCAGCGCAAACUAAAACAGCCUGAAUGACUGGCCGGCCCUGGGGCAAGCAUUGGGGUUGGGAGCCAUUGCUGAGCAGGGCCCAGGUUAUCCACCUUCCCCCAUAUUUUGAGUGUGAUUAUGACUUGUAUUUGCCUGCUUUCAAUUCCAGUUCCACCCCACUGCAGCCUGACAUUGCUGCGUGUUAAGAGAGAUGCUGCAAGGCAGUGAGCGGAUAGAUUUUCUCCUCCUGUCUCGGCUGCUUGUUCUCCCGUGCCACUGUUCAGCCGAAUGUCUAAGUGAAAGCUGCCUUGCAGACAGCUCUGAAUUUAAUUUUCUCAGCUAGCUUUGGGAUUCACCCUGCUGUGACUCAGGCAAAGAUAGCGUGGCUGAGGCCCAGAGCAGCAUUCAUCCCUCUCAGGGGCUUUAACUUGAAGAACUGAGAAGGGGGCUUUUAAAAAGCAGCCAGCCAGCCACUAACUGGCAUCUAAGGCCUAAUCUUGAAUCAGACCUGAACAUCUUCAGAAGCACGGAAAACUACCCCGUUCCCAGCAAGCCAAGAGAUUCAACUGGGCUGCUACUUUUAAGCAUCCCAACACCCUUCACAGGGCAGCAGCAGGGGCCUCCACUUUCUGCAGUGCUAGGAGGAGUGGUGUGCUACUAGCAUCUCCCCAACUCCACACACAGCUCUGGAGGGGUGCAGAGCAACAUGUGGCUUCCAUGGGGGGCCUUGUCCCUGCUUUGUGGGAGGUGAAAAGAGAGUUUUCAUGGCAAGACUUUGUUCCCAGUGUGAAAUAGUGGGGAUCUGAGCAAAUGCAGCCCACCAGCACGUGUGCAUGGGACCACAUCUGUCUUCUCUGUUAGGCCUGGGUCACUAUCUCCUUCCAAAGCCCUUGCAUCUCUCAGAAGUGCUGCAUGUGCCAGGACUCGGGCUGCAGGAAUGGGAAUCAGGGUGCAGGCAUAUGAGUAAUUUACCAUGGAGCAAAAAUGGGCAGGGAUUUAUUGCACAUCAGCUGAGUUGUAGUAGGCAUCCACAUGCACCAUGUUCUUACACCGUGAUAAAGGGAAGUUAAACCGUGGUAACUUACCCCCCUUUCAUCCAAGGCAAAACUGCAGGGGCUUUGCUUCCACACACCACAGGGUAAGCACUUGCUUGUGAGCAGUUACUGCAGAGUAGCUGAAGCCCUGCUCUUUUCUACGCUGUGAUAAGUUGUUCCUAUGUGGAUACCCCUGGGCAGUAUCCUAGGACCAGUAGUGUCUUUAGGCUUGGCUAAGCACUUACCUAGGGGUGCUUCUCUCAGGCUUUUCCAGAUUUGUUCUUCCUGAUAACCACUGAGCCAUGAAUAUACAAGUGUCCUUAUUGUUGCAGAUACAACACACUCUCUAGAAUCAGUGAAAUGACUAGUUAUGCGUGUGUUUUAUUUUUGUGGCUUUAUUUAUUCCGUCCUGUGGCAAGAUUAAAAUGCUGUAAUACUUUUUUAUGAUUGAGUAAUAAACACAUGGCAUCUACAGAUAAC